This is a messenger RNA of Durotheca rogersii, 995 nucleotides long. RefSeq lists its product as uncharacterized. Bases 313 to 570 code for a protein of 85 amino acids. The record is from RefSeq and is a predicted model, not a curated record. The transcript is spliced from 2 exons. NCBI's taxonomy places the organism in Eukaryota, Fungi, Ascomycota, Sordariomycetes, Xylariales, Xylariaceae.
CAGUUUCUCCCCGUUCAAUCCAGGUCAGUUUCUCCCCGUUCAAUCCAGUUCAAGCGUCGAUUCCUACUUACCCCUUUUUCCCUAGCCUUCGGAGAGGUCCUAGGUUUUCGGUACGAAAACCUGGAGAAGCGCUCCGCGCUUCGACGUAUUUUAUAUGAUAAUAUAUCGGGUAUUACUACUCGUGACGACGCUAGAAGUUUAUUCGCUCCUGUCAAGACUCAUCCCCCCUUCGUCCGAUAUAAUAUUCAGUAGCCUGUUUCGCCUGUUAACUUUCGUCCAUCGGAUGUCAUACCGGUUUAAAGCGUAAUCACAAUGGAUACCGAAGGCUUCCGACCACCUGGUCGUCCCUCGAUGUGGUUUCGGCUUGUGAAGAGGCAUGGGCUCAGCAACAUCUCUAUCCACAGCGGGCAGUAUUGCCAAUCUGCGUCCCAAAUGGGGCUUGAGCAAUUCCUCCCCCCCCGCGCCCUGCCUACAGAGAAGAAAGCCGACAAGUUAUGGGAUAAUAAGAGAUGGUCUUCACGGAUUGCUGAGUCAAAGAUGGCAGAGGCUAAGCAGAGACUAGAAGGAUAGGUUCGAUUCCUAACAGCGCUACUUGGUAGUCUUCGCUAUUUAGCUCAUCUCCGGGGAGGUUGAGGGACAAUGGAUCGCGUCGGUGGGCUGGCACGGGUAGCAGAUAUGGACCGGAGGCCGCCCACGCACCCCACGGGCACGGGGGCUAAAGGUACUUAGGGGACGAAACCUGCGGGCGGGAACGGGCCAUGCCAUGUGGGGGCGACGUUCCCGCUGCUUGCCACGGCGACCCUUUGGGUAGUGUCUUACUCAUAUGUGCGUGCCUAUGCGUUGUCGUGGGAUGUGUCAUCUAAGCGGGGAGGUAGGCUGGAGGAAUCUUCAGCAGCAUUAUUGUAUAGAGAUUAGAUCCGACGAAUGCAUGCAUCGGAUCUCCGCAUGCGUCAUUAUACGGCCCAUGUAGUUAGGGACCACGGUGACAACUGAAC